AUGUCACCACCGCUGCUGCCUGUCCAGUCUAUCACAACACAAAGCGAUCCAUCUGUCAACUCGAUCAUGCCGCCUGAUCUUCGAUGUCCCCCUAAGCGAUGUAUUUCCCGUGUAGUUACCACCACGAAGGACCUUACCGCUGAUCGACGACAGCCGCCGAUCCGAGCGGUUUCCUCGUCGGGCUUCUUCGAGAUGCAAAUUUUGGAGAUAGCCAACACCAACAGCCAUCUACUGUCCGGAUACUGCUGCGGUCUGCCGGCGGACAAGCAGCAAACCCAAACGACUGGAUGUCCGGCAUGUUCAACGGCGUUCAGUUUGUGCCUGAAAGAGUACCAGGGCACGACGUCCAGUGCUCAGCAGCAGCUGCUGCUUAAAAGUGGCCAGCAGCAGCAGCAGGCAGGAGUCAUCGUCGGUGGCGGGGGUGGAUCUGGCACCCAUCAGCAGCGAGUGGAAGCCCUGGAACAGCAGCAGCAGCAACCCUCGGCCAUGUACGGGUGUGCAUUCGGGAACGCCAGCACUCCGGUGCUGGGAAGUUCGAGUUUCGUCCUGUCCGACUCGGAAGUCGGUCGGGUCACGCUGCCCUUCACGUUCCGGUGGACGGGACCAGUCCAGCAUACCUUACACAACCGCCUGGGCGGCUGGACGGCGCGUCUGGUCCGGUCCCGCGGUCCGAGUCUGGUGCCGCGCAAUUAUAUCUCGCUGAUGUGA
Topomyia yanbarensis is the source of this 708-nucleotide messenger RNA. RefSeq lists its product as uncharacterized. The coding region runs from base 1 to 708 and encodes 235 amino acids. Gene Ontology annotation, biological process: multicellular organism development; Notch signaling pathway. The record is from RefSeq and is a predicted model, not a curated record. Gene Ontology annotation, cellular component: membrane. The transcript has 4 exons. Lineage: Eukaryota; Metazoa; Arthropoda; Insecta; Diptera; Culicidae.